Puccinia graminis f. sp. tritici CRL 75-36-700-3 is the source of this 360-nucleotide messenger RNA. RefSeq lists its product as uncharacterized. The record is from RefSeq and is a predicted model, not a curated record. Lineage: Eukaryota; Fungi; Basidiomycota; Pucciniomycetes; Pucciniales; Pucciniaceae. The transcript has a single exon. Gene Ontology annotation, biological process: mitochondrion organization; phospholipid transport. Gene Ontology annotation, cellular component: ERMES complex. The coding region runs from base 1 to 360 and encodes 119 amino acids.
AUGAAAGCCAAACUUCACAAAGCUAAAUCACUAACCAUUGUCACUGGCGAGCAUACCUGUCCUGACCCUAAAGAAGACAAAGAAAACGACCGACUCUACGUCGAGCUCAAUGAAGAUGCGUAUGCUGAAAUUGUCCAACAUCUCAAUCAAGAAAUCCUUGCUUACGUCAGUACCACACUACCCGAGACCGAAAAAUUCAACGGAUACAAACUUUGGCAACUCCUCAAACAGAAGUAUGCCGGCAGCGAUCUUACUUCCAGAACUACAGCCCUCAACAAGUUCCUCGCCAUCGAGUAUGAAUCGUUUUCGACCUUCCUACCUCUUAUUCAAUCCGCAAAUCAGAAGAUUGUCCUCUCUUGA